Molecule: messenger RNA, 1075 nt
Organism: Emys orbicularis (European pond turtle)
Lineage: Eukaryota; Metazoa; Chordata; Testudines; Emydidae
Product: persulfide dioxygenase ETHE1, mitochondrial-like
Exons: 7
Coding region: 1-825 (274 amino acids)
Biological process (GO): glutathione metabolic process; hydrogen sulfide metabolic process
Cellular component (GO): mitochondrion
Molecular function (GO): sulfur dioxygenase activity
Source: RefSeq, a predicted model, not a curated record
AUGGAAUAUCUGCUGCUUCCCUCCGGAGACCUGGUACCUACCUGGUCCCUGAAUUUUCUCUCACCCAGAGAGGCCAGAAAAGAAAACUGGGGCAGACAGCAAAAGAGGGAGAGAAACCAGCCCACUGGCCGGAGAUGGGAGCUCUUUGAGCCCGUGAGCUGCACCUACACCUACCUGCUCGCGGACCUGAAGACCAAGGAGGCGGUUCUGAUCGACCCGGUUCUGGAGACGGCCAAGCGGGACGCGGAGCUGGUGAGGGAGCUGGGCCUCAACUUACUGUAUGCAGCCAACACCCACUGCCACGCCGACCACAUCACAGGCACCGGGCUGCUGAAGAAGAUGCUGCCCGGCUGCCGCAGCGUGAUCUCCCGGGACAGCGGGGCCUUGGCCGACAUCCUCAUCCGCGAGGGCCACGCCCUGGAAUUCGGGGCCUUCGCCCUGGAAGCCCGCUCCACCCCCGGACACACGGACGGCUGCCUGACCUACGUGCUUAGUGACAGGACCAUGGCCUUCACCGGGGACGCGCUGCUGAUCCGGGGCUGCGGCCGCACCGACUUCCAGCAGGGCUCCUCGGAGACCCUGUACCGCUCCGUGCAUGAGAAAAUCUUCACGCUCCCCGGAGACUGUCUGAUCUACCCCGCCCAUGACUACACGGGCCAGACGGUGUCGACGGUGGAUGAAGAGAGGACCCUGAACCCCCGACUGACCCAGAGCUGCGAGGCCUUUGUCCAGCUGAUGAACAACUUGAACCUUCCUCAACCCCAACAAAUUGAUUUUGCCGUCCCAGCGAACCUCAAGUGUGGGAUACAGGAUGCAGCGACUUAGCCCCGCCCUCUUUCUCCAAUGCCACGCCUCUCAUAUUAAGACCCACCCACCUCAUCAUAGGCCACACCCUCUCAUUGAUCCUUAUGAUGAUGGAAGGUCCUUUGGCCUGGGGCUGGCUGUCCCUGACUCUCACUUGGGUCCCUCCCCUUAAGCAAAAUCUGGGGCCUCCCUCUUUGGGGUCUUGAGUUGGAGGGCGCAUCCCUUAAGUGGGGAGGGGGUUAAUGAUCUUCAACCAUGGCAGCUUCCCUUC